AAUCAUCCUGGAAACAGCAGACGCCGGGCCGUAUUUCGUGAAUUUUGCGAACCAAACUUUGUAGGAUUCUGACAAGUUCCACGUUCGAAAUGACUGUUGAAUCGCCACCAGGGGAGCCAGAGGCUUCGUCACCGUCCAGGAAAUCUGGCAAACGGCUGAACAUCGUACUGCAAUGCGCAGUAAAAGGCGACGCGGCCCGGCUUCAAGACUGUUUUUCGAAGGAAGACGAUCCGUAUCACGACCGGGUGGAAGGGCAGUUGAACUCCCGGGACGAGGAGGGUCGCUCGGCAGUGGAGAUCGCUUGCACGGAGGGCCACCUGGAGAUGCUCAAACUGCUACUCGAAAAGGGAUGUGACUCCAAUAUGAGGAAUCCUAACACAGGCAAGACGGCACUCGACAUGGCCUGUAUCUUGAACCGAGAGGACAUGGUCAAGGAGUUACUAGACAAAGGAGCAGCUGGAGACGCUGCAACUAAUAGAGGCUACACCGCGUUGCAUCACGCAGCAGCUUGGGGAAACCUGGCAUGUCUGAAGCUCCUGAUUCAAUUUGGCUCCAGCCUGCAGGUCAAGACUAGCCAUGGAGAGCGCCCUCGGGAGACAGCCUUGCGAUACCAGCACGAAAAAUGCGCACACUAUUUGGACUGGUCUGAGGCUCGUCGUGCCCUGCUGGCUGUCAUCAAAGAGAUCAAAGAGAAUGUGGAGGACGUUCAGAAGAUCCAAGGACGACUGACCAAAGAUGAGAGGAUGACAGCUCUAAACGCCUGCACAGAGAAGCAGGAGUGGUUGGAUAAUGGCGGCGAGAACUUGACAGUGGAGGACUUCAACAAACAGAAACAAGUACUGUCAGAUAUUCUGGAGCCUGUUCUCAUCAAAAUGUCCGAACCUCCUCCGGAAAAGCCACACAGAAGAUGAGGCUUGCUUCUACAAACGUAUGUGUGUAAAUAUUUAUUGGUUAUCGGCAGCAGCCAUGUUGUGUCCGACUGUAAAACAGCACUCAAUCUGAAUGACAUCACUGUUAGGACGCCAAAAGAUAUACUGUCUGUGCUCUUCAACCCAUUCUCCAAACAAAGUUUUAAUUUGUAUGUUUUUAGCUGCGGCUUAGCAGCUCUACAAGUACUCGAUGUCUCUUCGUUGGUUGGUUGGUUGGUUGGUUAGUAACAAACUUCAGCACAUGCUUUUUUUGGCCAUCAAUCACCUUGUGCCCUAAGCCCUCGUUACAACACGUGCAUCAGGUCUUAUUGCAGUCGUGGAAAAUUUGAGUCACUGGAGUCAAAAACCAGAUGUUUGUACUGAAAACACUACUAUCGAGGUCACUCAUUUUGCGUUGGGGCUGGCACGGUACUGCACACAAACUGGGUGUUCCACAUGCUAUAAAACACUUCAUGCACCAACUGACGUUCAACAAAUGGGAAUCUUUUUCAAUUGACAGUCACGACCACGUGAAUAGUAGUGUAUUAUAAGAACAGGCGUUCACAUUAUGUACAUGACUUAUAGGCUACAGCAGGUCUACAGUUUGGCGCCGCAGCUUCCCAGAUCAAUCGAGCUUGUUAUGCAAGUUUCUUUAUAUACAUGUAUAUAUUAUGCACGUAUGCAACCCUCUGCCAAAAAAAGAAACUUUUAAUUUCAGUUGCUGCUGACCCACUAAUGGGCGAAAUAUUACCUGAAUUAUUGUCGGGUCGCAAAGCAUUGGAAUGUGUAAAGUAAUUAUACCAUAAUUAAUUUCCGUAUUUCUUAAAUUAAGGCCUUAUAAUUUUUUUGAUAUCCCAAUACAAAAAUGAAUAAAUUUUGUAGAUUUGGAAAAAUGUGUCACUUGACACAUCUUUGGAAAUGACCUUCUUUUAUAUUUUCUUCAAAAUGACAGCGCGCCAGAUGGAGUAACACAGAGAGUUUAGUGCCGUAUACUAUCUUUAAAGGGAAUAUACAUCAUUUGCUUUUGCUGUAAUUUUUAGAAAUGGAUGGAAUCGGGGGGCUGGAAAUA
This is a messenger RNA of Patiria miniata (bat star), 1977 nucleotides long. Its product is annotated as ankyrin repeat domain-containing protein 45-like. The coding region runs from base 90 to 911 and encodes 273 amino acids. The transcript is spliced from 6 exons. The record is from RefSeq and is a predicted model, not a curated record. Gene Ontology annotation, molecular function: protein binding. NCBI's taxonomy places the organism in Eukaryota, Metazoa, Echinodermata, Asteroidea, Valvatida, Asterinidae.